This is a messenger RNA of Anarrhichthys ocellatus (wolf-eel), 2675 nucleotides long. It is a transcript of the gene ubac2, whose product is annotated as UBA domain containing 2. The coding region runs from base 154 to 1218 and encodes 354 amino acids. The record is from RefSeq and is a predicted model, not a curated record. The transcript has 10 exons. Gene Ontology annotation, molecular function: protein binding; serine-type endopeptidase activity. Lineage: Eukaryota; Metazoa; Chordata; Actinopteri; Perciformes; Anarhichadidae.
UCCUGUAGCAGAUCCCCUUUCCCCAGUCUCUUUCGCUUCACAGUCACACCAUGGAUCCUUUCUCCAACUUUAUUUCGGCGUUUUAGUGUUUAGUUUGUCACUACCUUGGGAUUAACGGUCUUCGCCUGGAUUCCGUUAACUCAUCUGUACACCAUGUUUACCACCACCGGCUCUCGGGGCCUUUACAAGGCUCCUCUGUCUAAAGGCCUGCUGCUGGUCCUCAGUGGGCUGACUGUGAUGCUCACCCUGCUGCCACAGUACCAACAACUGUUUGUGUACAACCUGCAGGCUGUCGCACAGCAGCACCAGGUGUGGAGCUUGUUGUGUGGCAGGCUGGUCUGUCUCGACGUGAAGGACUGCUUCUGUAGUGGCCUGCUCAUUUACAACUUCCGGAUCUUCGAAAGGCGGUUCGGCACCAGGAAGUUUGCCUCCUUCUUGUUGGCCACUUGGUGUCUCUCUGCGCUGAUGGACUUCCUGCUGGCUCAGGCGUUCCAGUUUCUGUUUGACUAUGAGGUGGAGGAACUGCCUGCCGGUCUGCUCGCUCCAGUCUUCUCUCUGUUUGUGCCUUUCUACCGCUUGAUCCCCAGGGUGCCAGUCACCCAGGUCCUGGGCCACAUCCCCAUCACCAACAAGUCUCUGGUCUACAUAGUCGGCCUGCAGCUGUUGACUUCCAGUCCCUUCAUGUGGCUCCUCGCUCUCAGUGGACUGCUCUCUGGUGGACUGUACCACUCCAACGUUCUCUGGUUACAGAAGCUCCUCUUUGUUCCUGCCUGGGUCUCUUUUAUUGGACGGUAUAUUCUGGAGCCCAUCUUCUCAAGCUCCCAGCCGAGCAGUGAGACGCCACUGGGUAUGGGGGCCACUCUGGACAUCCAGAGGCAGCAAAGGAUGGACGUGCUCGACCAGCAGCUGCUGCUGGCUCAAUACAACGAGUCCAGGAGCAACAACAGACCACAGCCACAGUCUGGGUUGUUGCAGUGGACCAGGAUGUUGUUCCCCUCGCUGAGACAAAGAGGACAGAAUCGUCCCCCAAUACAGCCCCCUCCCCAGGCUGAGACACAUCCGUCCACACAGUCCCCUCUAUCGGACAACUCUGCUGUCGUAGAGGAGCAAGUUGCUCUGUUAGUGGAAAUGGGCUUUUCCCGGACCGAUGCCCUUGAAGCCCUUAGAGCUUCAAACAACGACAUCAACAUGGCAACUAACUUCCUCUUGCAACACUGAGAGAAAGAGAGAGCUCAGAAACCCAGAAUCAAACGUGGACAGAGAGAGAAAACAGGACGAGGAGCACAAAGCAAACCGGAGAGAAGGAAAUACCGUGAAUGAUGGACAAUUUUGUACAGAUAAUCUGAAGCCUGUGUCCCUGCUCGCUGCAGCAGUCGUCAGGCUGAGUCAACCUGAACCGAGCCCGGUAGCACGCCGCUUAUUGAAGAGGUGUGAAGCACAAAGUGAAAGACAUUUGCGUCAUAGCUUUCUGACGGCCGUCGUGGUGUGAAACAGGCGCCAUUGCUCAAGGCGGGCGAGUUAGACCUCUAACUGUGAGGGGUUCCCAAUGAAAAAACACACAGGAAGGAAGCAGGAGUCUUCAGUGCAGUGGAGGGAAUAUAAAGCGCGUUAUUUCUUUAAAUCAACUGAUGCUGAAGCACGCAAAUCAGCUGAGAUCCAACUUCCAGUAAUAGUUUUUCAUAACUCACUGUCAUGCACUGACACUCUGCUUCCUCCGUCUACUGUGCAACCAGCAUCUUAUACCCUGAUGACUGGUUAGAGGAGAUCAGUAUUACAUGGAAAACAGAAAGGUGCACCAUGUCUUUGAGACAAUAGAUCAGAGAACGUUUGGAUAAAGUACAAGACCUUUUAUUUCGGAUUUCAGGCCUUCCACUCUUAGUGAAAACGGUAAUUGCUAGAAGUUUGUUUUGACUCCACGAGGAGGCGCAGAGGUCACGAUUACAGCUUCAGAAUUAGGAAUCCAUGAAGAAUAUAACCUAUUUUACCAUGAUUUGAAUGCACAGUUGUUAUUUCUCUGUGUCGGCAGUGCUUUGUGGGCUCCACCCUCUCCUGCUUGAGAUGUGUUAUCAAAGGCGGUUAGCCUGCUGGUGAGCCACUUUUCUUCCAUUCGUAACUCCACAAGGACAUUGCUGGUGACAGACGGCUAUCUCAGGAUCUAUGAGGCGACUCCUUCUGUGUAUGACAUAAUCACAUUUACAGACACGAGUGCCCGCUCACACACAUGCACAGUAGCCCUUCGAAGAGGAGGUCGUGUUUCACAGCCUCGACCGUCAUCUUUUCAUGCACUCACUCGCUCAAAGGUUUUAUUUAUUCUGUCUUAACUGAUUUUGAGUCUUUUCUCUGCCAACACACGUCUGAAUCAUAUUGAUAUUUAUUAUGCAAUAUCAUGACGAGGAGAGAUUUGUGGAGACUAUGCACUGCAUAGAAACUACUUUGUGUAUAUAAACGUGCAGAAGUAACAUUGCAGCCACUAUGUAUUGAUGUCAAAGACAGAUGCUAGUUUUAUAUUUUGUGCAUAACAAUAAUAUUGAUGAGAUAUGACCGCUGAGUCAGUCGUGUGUGUGUGUAUUUUUUUUAGAGUGGUAUAAUAGUAUAUGGGUGUGAUGAGGGAGUUGUUGCACCAACUUUCUCAUGAAUCAUAUUUUAUCUGUGGAAUAAAUCAACCUGCAGACUGA